Dendroctonus ponderosae (mountain pine beetle) is the source of this 555-nucleotide messenger RNA. Its product is annotated as DNA-binding protein SMUBP-2. The record is from RefSeq and is a predicted model, not a curated record. The coding region runs from base 77 to 481 and encodes 134 amino acids. The transcript has a single exon. Gene Ontology annotation, molecular function: zinc ion binding. NCBI's taxonomy places the organism in Eukaryota, Metazoa, Arthropoda, Insecta, Coleoptera, Curculionidae.
CUAUACUGCCACUGUUGCUGUUUCUGUUGUUGUCAUUCAAGAUCUUAACCUAGCUUCUUCAGUUACCUGCCAAAAAAUGUCUUGCACUACUAAAACGACCGAAAACACUCACGUUAAGAACAAGCAAAAAGACUUGCAAGAAGCCACCUCGUCCAAAGACGAGCAGCAAGUGCUAGAAAAGGUGAAAACCCUUGACAAUGUGUGCACGUUCACCAAGUGCAAGAACAAAACAAAUCUCAUUGCCAUUGACUGCAAGUUCUGCAAAGGGCGAUUCUGUACUAGCCAUGGAUUGCCGGAGAUCCAUGGGUGUGGGGAAGCGGUGAGGCGCGAAGAACGAAGAGAAUACAUGCAUCCCGACCCGAAGUUAUCGCAUGACAAGCACGAACAGGCCCAAACAAAGCUCAACAUGAAACUGCGCCAAAUGCAGCUGGAGCGGAAGUCCAAACAGGGCUUCCAGGACAAAGGAAAAAAAAAGAAAUAAAUGGUAAUAUUAGCUUAAGUUUUAUCUACUACCAUCAUUUAUAAAUAAUAGUAAUAAUUCCCAAAUGAGAAUAA